Periconia digitata is the source of this 696-nucleotide messenger RNA. The record is from the annotation of a GenBank genome assembly. Lineage: Eukaryota; Fungi; Ascomycota; Dothideomycetes; Pleosporales; Periconiaceae.
UCCGCCCCCCUCCACGGACACAUUGGGAACGGCUAUCCCAAAAUCCUUCAAGCGAUUUGCAGUGGCCUCCAAUAGAUCGGUCUGGUGUUGCAACAACUUCUGGACUUGCUCAUUCUCCAAUUUUCUGGAGUGAGAUGUUCGGCGGUGAAGGCGGACUCUUUUUCGCUAAUCUGGGGGUUCUGGAUGCCUCCCGCUUUUCUCCGCAGGGAUUGGUAGCGUGCGUUCAGCGCUUCUUGUUUGACUUUGACUUUCUGCAAUCGCUCUUCCAUCCUUGCACUGCCGGCAGUUUCCGAACCCUUUUCGUCUUCGCCUGUAAUGGCGUCAAUCUGUGCUGCGAUGCGGGAAGUUCGGAAGAUCUCGGCCCGGUACUCGUCUUGUAGGCGCUGACAGCGAUUGAACAAGUUGGACACAGCAUGUUGGAGUUUAUCGGUGUGGGUAGACAGCACACGAUGGGCGCUCAUUAGAAGCUCGAGAUUGGCGGGGGAUAAUCUUAUCUCAUCUUUGAGAAAGCUCCUGUGUCGGUUGGGAAUGUUCAGAGCCGCAUAUAAGUCAAAUGUCUCCCAUAGCUCUUUCCGUGGGUUCCACAAAUCGCGUACCUCCCCUGGAGUGGAAACAAACUCAUAAUCAUCAGCAUCAGAACCCAUCCACAACCCGUCUUCUGGGGCAUCGAAAGUGAUUGCUUGUGGUUCGUUAUCA